This is a messenger RNA of Encephalitozoon romaleae SJ-2008, 720 nucleotides long. RefSeq names its product 60S ribosomal protein L8. Gene Ontology annotation, biological process: cytoplasmic translation. Bases 1 to 720 code for a protein of 239 amino acids. The transcript has a single exon. The record is from RefSeq and is a predicted model, not a curated record. Gene Ontology annotation, cellular component: cytosolic large ribosomal subunit; ribosome. Gene Ontology annotation, molecular function: structural constituent of ribosome; RNA binding. NCBI's taxonomy places the organism in Eukaryota, Fungi, Microsporidia, Unikaryonidae.
AUGGGUAAGAUUACAAGAAGGACUAGAGAGGCGAAGAAGAAGGAAAGGCAGCCUAUUGUUAAGGUUAGCCUGAAAUAUCCCAUUGUUCCUCAGGUUGAAGAAGGGGAGGUGAUUGAUAUAGUUCAUGAAAGAAGUAGGGGGGCACCUGUGGCCAUAAUAAGCUUCAAGGAACUUGACUGUAUGGUUCCUGCUUCUGAGGGGAUAUACACAGGGAAAAAGGUUCUUAUUGGAGACGACGCUCCUAUUGACAUAGGAAACAUUACAAAAAUCAAGAAUGUUCCCGAGGGGAUGGCUGUCAACUCUGUUGAGGUGGUCUACGGAGAUGGAGGCUGUAUUUCCAUGACAAAUGGAAGUUAUUCUCUUGUGGUAAACCACAGAAAGGAAACUAAUGAGACGGUGAUUAAGAUACCGUCUGGGAAGAAGAUAACCGUAAACAGUGAGUGCAGAUGUAUUGUAGGAGUUGUUGCAGGAGGAGGUAUCCAUGACAAACCUCUUCUUAAGGCGUCUGUGGCCCACUACAGGGCAAAGGCCCGUGGACAUAUCUUCCCAAGGGUUAGAGGAGUGGCAAUGAAUCCUGUCGAGCACAUCCAUGGGGGAGGUAAUCAUCAGCAUGUUGGUAAGCCUACUACUGUCUCGAACAAGGACAUUUCUCAGGAACAGAAGAUCGGUCUUGUUGGGGCUAGACGUACCGGAUAUAGGGUUGGGUCCAGGAAGGUUUAG